AUGGCGCAAUUAGAUGCCCAUUUGCAGGACAAGCUCGAGGAGCUUGAGAAGGAGUUGGAGGAAGGCGACAUCACAGAGAAAGGGUACCAGAAGCGACGAACACAGCUCCUUUCCCAGUACAUGGGACCUGGCUCAGCAGGUUUUCCCAUCGCCCCCGAGCCUAGAGGCGGGCUCGGUAUACACUCACCAGACAGUUCUGGACACCCUUCGAGCGAUGGCCACCGCGCAGCCGCUCUCGCAGCUCUUGGCGGCAGAGAUUCCGAUCCUACGAGCCCGACGUCGACAAGCUCACACAGACCGCAGUCGCCCUUCGGCGGACCUGGCUCUGGCGGUUAUGGUUCGGGAGGAUAUGCCUCGCCCACCGGUUAUGGCUCUCCCGACUUGAAUCCCGCAGGUCUUCUCCGGCCUGGCGGUCCCGUAGCUGAGCACCGGCCGAGUAUGAAGCAGCACGAUUCCCUUUUCCUGGCCAACCCCAACGAACCUCCGACCCGAUCGGGAACCAUGGUAUCGACCGACUACGCAUUCAACCCCGACCAGCAGGGAGCCUACAUGGACCACAUGCAUAACCAAUACGACAGCCGGACCGGCACCAUGCUUGACUCGACAGGGUACUUCUCGGGCUUCACUGGAGGCCAAAAUUUUGACCAGCCCCAGGAAGAGUAUGGCGGAGGGCAUCGGUAUUCGUCUGGAGAGGCCUUCUCACCCACGGCGGCUAUGGCACCGCCUAUGCUCACCGCCAACGAUCUGCCCCCGCCAGAGGUCCUAGAAUACCAAAUGCCCUUGGAACCCCGCGAUCUGCCGUUUGCGAUAUCCGACCCACAUGACAGCAAUACCCCAAUGUCCAAGUUUGAUAAUAUCGCUGCGGUCUUGAGGCACAGAGGAAAAACGACAGCGAAACUCCCGGCAUAUUGGGUGCUUGACAGCAAGGGUAAAGAGAUAGCAUCCAUUACGUGGGACAAGCUCGCAUCGAGAGCCGAAAAGGUGGCACAGGUCAUAAGAGACAAGAGCUCACUCUAUCGUGGCGAUCGUGUUGCGCUUAUCUACCGUGACACAGAAGUCAUCGAUUUUGCGAUUGCAUUGCUUGGGUGCUUCAUUGCUGGCGUGGUCGCAGUACCUAUUAACGACCUACAAGAUUACCAGAAGCUUAACUUGAUUCUUACAUCGACCCAGGCGCACUUGGCACUCACAACUGAUAAUAAUCUUAAAACCUUCCAACGAGAUAUUACGACGCAAAAGUUGAACUGGCCCAAAGGAGUCGAAUGGUGGAAGACAAACGAGUUCGGCAGUUUUCACCCUAAGCGCAAAGAUGAUGUGCCACCACUGACGGUUCCGGACCUGGCUUAUAUCGAGUUCUCAAGAGCUCCUACUGGCGACCUGAGGGGCGUGGUUCUGAGCCACAGGACUAUCAUGCAUCAAAUGGCAUGUUUGAGCGCCAUCAUUUCUACCGUGCCAGGAAACGGUCCCGGAGACACCUUCAACCGGACCCUGCGCGACAAGAAUGGCAGGCUUAUUGGUGCUGGAUCAACCAGCGAGACGCUUCUCUCAUACUUAGACCCCCGCCAGGGCAUCGGCAUGAUUCUUGGUGUUCUGCUCACCGUUUACGGAGGCCACACAACCGUCUGGCUGGAAAACAAGGCCGUUGAUGUCCCAGGACUUUACGCUCAUCUCAUCACCAAGUAUAAGGCGUCCUUGAUGAUUGCGGACUAUCCCGGUCUCAAGCGUGCUGCUUACAACUAUCAACAAGACCCCAUGACAACCCGAAACUUCAAGAAGGGCAUGGAGCCUAACUUUCAAACCGUCAAGCUGUGUCUCAUUGACACCUUGACUGUCGACAGUGAGUUCCACGAAGUGCUGGCAGACCGAUGGCUGAGGCCGCUACGAAACCCGCGGGCCCGUGAGGUUGUUGCGCCUAUGCUUUGUCUACCAGAACACGGUGGAAUGGUUAUUAGCAUCCGCGACUGGCUGGGAGGCGAAGAGCGAAUGGGAUGUCCGCUGAAGCUUGAUAUGGGUUCAGAUGUUGAAUCCGAUUUGGAGGAGAAAGAAGAAGUGAAACCGGCACCAUCCAACGGCUUUGGCAGUCUCCUGGGAGGCGGCGGCACGACAAGGACCGAACAGCGCGCUAAGAACGAGCUCAGUGAAGUUCUCCUGGACAGAGAAGCAUUGAAAACAAACGAAGUAGUCGUAGUUGCCAUCGGAAACGAGGCCAGAAAGAGGGCAACUAGCGAGCAGGGCACAGUCCGCGUUGGCGCUUUUGGUUAUCCUAUCCCUGAUGCAACAAUGGCUGUCGUCGAUCCCGAAACCGGUCUGCUGGCUUCACCACACUCAGUUGGAGAGAUUUGGGUGGACUCUCCGUCACUCUCAGGUGGUUUCUGGGCGCUUCCGAAACACACGGAGCAAAUAUUCCACGCCCGCCCUUACAAAUUCGACCCUGGUGAGCCCACACCGACUCCUGUGGAACCCGAAUUCCUACGCACAGGUUUGCUUGGUACUGUAAUCGAGGGCAAGAUCUUCGUCCUCGGCCUUUACGAGGACCGGAUUCGCCAAAAGGUUGAGUGGGUUGAGCACGGCACUGAGAUCGCUGAGCACCGCUACUUCUUCGUGCAGCAUCUCGUCGUCAGCAUUGUCAAGAACGUACCUAAAAUCUAUGACUGCUCGGCUUUCGAUGUUUUCGUUAAUGAGGAGCAUCUGCCGAUUGUGGUUUUAGAAUCUCAAGCCGCAUCGACGGCUCCCUUGACAUCGGGUGGUCCACCCAGACAGCUUGAUACUGCGCUCUUGGACUCCCUCGCCGAGAGAUGCAUGGACGUGUUGAUGCAAGAGCAUCACUUGAGGCUUUACUGUGUUAUGAUUACUGCACCUAACUCUCUACCUCGAGUGGUGAAGAACGGACGAAGGGAUAUUGGCAACAUGCUCUGUAGACGGGAGUUCGACCUCGGCAACCUUCCCUGUGUCCACGUCAAGUUUGGCGUGGAGCACGCCGUGCUCAACCUUCCCAUCGGUGUCGACCCCAUUGGCGGCAUUUGGUCGCCAAUCUCAUCCAAUUCGCGCGCAGACAUCCUCAUGUCUGCCGACAAGCAGUAUUCUGGGAUCGACCGAAGAGAGGUUGUCAUUGACGACCGGACGUCAACGCCGCUCAACAACUUCGGUUGCAUUACUGACCUCAUUCAGUGGCGUGUCGCCCGGCAACCUGAAGAGCUGGCCUAUUGCACCAUAGAUGGUCGCGGUAGAGAAGGCAAGGGCGUUACCUGGAAGAAGUUCGACAUGAAAGUCGCUGCUGUGGCGCUGUACUUGAAGAAUAAGGUCAAGGUCCGUCCAGGCGAUCAUCUGAUCCUCAUGUAUACGCAUUCGGAGGAGUUUGUUUUCGCCAUUCAUGCAUGCAUCAACUUGGGCGCUAUCGUCAUCCCAAUGGCUCCCCUGGACCAAAACCGUCUCAACGAGGAUGUGCCGGCGUUCCUGCACGUAGUUUCCGAUUUCCAAGUCAAGGCUGUCUUGGUUAAUCAGGACGUCGACCACCUCGUCAAACUAAAGCCUGUCUCAAACCACAUCAAGCAGGCUGCUUCUAUUCUCAAGACCCCGAUACCCCACUACUACAAUACCACGAAGCCACCUAAGCAGAGCAGCGGGUUGAGAGAUCUUGGAAUCACAAUGCAACCUGCCUGGAUCCAGUCUGGCUACCCUGUCAUCAUCUGGACAUACUGGACGCCCGAUCAACGACGAAUUGCUGUCCAGCUUGGGCAUGAUACCAUUCUAGGCAUGUGCAAGGUGCAGAAGGAAACCUGCCAGAUGACGAGCUCGCGCCCUGUUCUCGGCUGUGUGCGUAGUACCACUGGUCUUGGAUUCAUUCACUCAUGCUUGAUGGGUAUCUACAUUGGCACCCCUACCUAUCUCUUGUCUCCCGUUGAGUUUGCCCAGAACCCAAUGUCGCUAUUUGUGACCUUGUCGAGAUACAAGAUCAAGGACACCUACGCUACCCCGCAAAUGUUGGAUCAUGCUAUGGCCAUGAUGCAAGGUAAGGGCUUCACGCUACAUGAGCUCAAGAACAUGAUGAUCUCGGCAGAGAGUCGGCCACGCGUAGACGUAUUCCAAAAGGUGCGACUCCACUUCGCUGCCACUGGUCUUGACAGGACUGCCAUCAACACUGUCUACUCGCAUGUCCUUAAUCCCAUGGUUGCUUCGAGAUCCUACAUGUGUAUCGAGCCUAUCGAGCUCUGGUUAGACACAAAGGCGCUACGGCGAGGACUUAUCUACCCUGUGGAUCCCGAGCAGGACCCCAAGGCUCUUCUUAUUCAAGACUCUGGCAUGGUACCCGUAUCCACACAGAUUGCCAUCGUCAACCCUGAGAGCCGACUUCUCUGUCACGACGGCGAGUAUGGUGAGAUCUGGGUAGACUCAGAAGCCUGCGUUAAGGGCUUUUACGGCUCUAAGGAUAUCUUCGAUGCAGAGCGCUUCGACGGCCGGACGGUGGACGGCGACCCAAGUAUUCAGUACGUCCGCACAGGAGACUUGGGCUUCCUACACAAUGUAAGUAGGCCUAUUGGUCCUGGAGGCGCGCAAGUCGAUAUGCAAGUAUUGUUCGUUCUUGGGAACAUCGGCGAGACAUUCGAGAUCAAUGGUUUGAGCCACUUCCCGAUGGACAUUGAAGCCUCCGUGGAGCGGUGCCACCGGAACAUCGUUAGUGGUGGAUGCGCCGUAUUCCAAGCCGGUGGUCUUGUCGUUGUCCUCGCCGAAAUUACUCGCAAAGCUUACCUGGGCUCUGUUGUUCCAGUCAUCGUUAACUCUAUCUUGAAUGAGCAUCAGAUAAUUGUCGACAUCGUCGCCUUCGUGAACAAGGGCGACUUCCCCCGCUCUCGUCUGGGUGAGAAGCAACGUGGCAAGAUCCUGGCCGGAUGGGUCACUCGCAAGAUGCGCACGCUGGCUCAAUUCGCCAUCCGAGACAUGGAUCCUGCAAACAUGGGAGGCGACCCCAGUGGCGUCCCCGAUGGACCGGAUCCUAACAGAGCCUCUAUUAGCAGUCAACGCAGCAUGGGUGGUCUCGCACCUGGCUCUUCAAGUCUGCGUAAUGUUGAACAUGCGCCGCAAAUCUUGGAACAGGAGGAGUUCGAUCAACAGCACGGACAUAUGGCUUCCCUUCCACCCCAGGCCGGCAUUGCAGAGAUGCCCGGAGAUGAAGGCCAGAUCUAUCAGGGCCAAGCGCAUGUACCGCCAAGCCACGGAUACGUCCUUCCCGACUUUGACCAAUUCGGCCGCGAUGAGGGCCCGCCGCCAGUUGGAGCGAAACCGGGCUCAAGGGCAGGACAACCACCACAAAUCAACCUGCCCAACGCCGAUGGACGCGGCAAUUCCUGGAAGGGAAAGGAUGGCGCGCAGGAUGAGGAGGACUGGACGGCUCAGGCCCUGAUGCACAUGAACCUUGCCAGUGAUUUGGAAAAGAGGCAAGGACAUAACUGA
This is a messenger RNA of Colletotrichum truncatum, 5445 nucleotides long. Its product is annotated as acyl-CoA ligase-like protein. Gene Ontology annotation, cellular component: cytosol. The record is from RefSeq and is a predicted model, not a curated record. Lineage: Eukaryota; Fungi; Ascomycota; Sordariomycetes; Glomerellales; Glomerellaceae.